AAUAUGUAGCCUUUCGUUUUCUCUGACAAAUUCAUUGGGGUCAUAAUUGAAACGUGUCCGUUCUUUGAAGUAUUGAAAAGGUAUAAUGACAUUUUGGUCCCUUGAUAUUAGUAAAAUAUUAAUUUUGACCCUUGUAAUAUCUAAAACCUUCCAUGAAAGAUGGAACCAUCAUAAAUAGAGCCAUACACAUGGAAUUGUCAGAAAUAGAUGCAGCAAUAACCAUGGGUGUUGAUGAUGAAGUUGACUCUCAUUUGCCAUUGUUUGGCCCAAAUUCUUCUUCUUGUUCUUCUUCCUCUUCCUCAACAUCUAAGCUUCCCUUCCAAAAAUCAGGAACUAUAUGGACUGCAGUUGCACAUAUUAUUGCAGCUGUAAUUGGAUCUGGUGUUCUAUCUAUAGCCUGGGCCACAGCACAAUUAGGAUGGAUUGCAGGGCCAAUCACCAUUAUUUGUUUUGCAGUUGUUAUGUACAUAGCUGCGUGCCUCCUAAGUGACUGUUACAGGACAGAUGAUCACGUAACAGGAAAGCCAAAUCCGUCCUACAAUGAUGCUGUUAGAGUUUACCUUGGCAAGAAAUGGACGUGGUUGUGUGGUUUGCUUCUGUAUGUGAACUUCUAUGGGACUGGUAUUGCCUACGUAAUUACAAGUGCAACAAGUAUGAGAGAAAUUCAGAGAUCAAAUUGUUACCACAAAAGAGGAGAAAAAGCUCAUUGCCAUACUGGGAUAAACAUGUUCAUGCUGAUUUUUGGCAUUAUUCAGAUAGCAACGUCGCAGAUACCAGAUUUUCACAACAUGGCAUGGUUGUCUGUUGUCGCUGCAUUAAUGUCAUUUUGUUACUCUUUCAUUGGAUUGGGCCUUGGAUUUUCUAAAGUGAUUGAUAACAAGAGUAUCAAGGGAAGCAUUGUGGGAAUACCAACAAAGAGUGCUUCUCAGAAGAUAUGGCUAGUCUUCCAGGCACUCGGUAACGUUGCUUUUGCCUAUCCUUAUGUGGUUGUUCUCCUUGAGAUACAGGAUACACUAAAAUCGCCUCCACCAGAAAACCAGACCAUGAAGAAGGCGUCAAUGACCGCAAUAGUUACCACCACUUUCUUCUAUCUGUGCCUUAGUUGCUUCGGCUAUGCAGCCUUUGGAAACGACACACCAGGGAACCUCUUGACAGGUUUCGACGAGCCAUUUUGGCUUGUUGACUUUGCCAAUGCCUGCAUAGUCCUUCAUCUGGUCGGAGGGUACCAGGUAUUCAGCCAGCCAGUAUUUGCAUUUGUGGAAAGUUGGGCAACUCAGAAGUACCCUGAGAACAUAUUCGUGAAUAAGUUCUACACCAUCAAACUCCCGGUGUUGCCAGCUCUCCAGUUGAACUUCUUCCGGUUAUGUUUUCGGACUCUAUAUGUUAUAUCUACAACAGUAACAGCAAUGACAUUUCCUUAUUUCAAUCAAGUAUUAGGAGUCUUGGGAGCAUUGAUCUUUUGGCCUACAACCGUAUAUUUCCCAGUGGAGAUGUACAUUGUGCAAAAGAAAAUUGGAGCUUGGACAAAAAAAUGGCUACUACUUGAAGGUUUCAGUAUGAUCUGUUUGAUUGUAUCUGUACUGGCCUUUAUUGGAUCCAUUGUGGGAAUACUUAGUGCUAAAUUUUCUUAAAGAUGUAAAACUUUCUACUUUGAUUCUCAAAAAUGUUGGUAGUAAAUAGUUUAGUAAGAUUUUUAAGCUAAAAGACAAGGUAUAUUUUCAUUAUUUGCUUAGUAAGAUUUUUAAGCUGAAAGACAAGGUAUAUUUUCAUUAUUUGUAUGUAUUGUUUACACAUUUUUGGAAUUCCUUGUUUCAUGCCAUUCUUGAAAUGUGAUUUACAAAUCUCAUUUGCUAA
Messenger RNA from Capsicum annuum, 1854 nucleotides. Its product is annotated as probable amino acid permease 7. The record is from RefSeq and is a predicted model, not a curated record. NCBI's taxonomy places the organism in Eukaryota, Viridiplantae, Streptophyta, Magnoliopsida, Solanales, Solanaceae. Gene Ontology annotation, cellular component: plasma membrane. The coding region runs from base 153 to 1631 and encodes 492 amino acids. The transcript is spliced from 7 exons.